AUGCUCAUCCUCACCGAACCCGACGUCUCCUCCAUCCUCCGCAACCUCACCCCGGCGCACGCCACCCUCCUCCUCUCCGCCCUCUCCACUGCUCUCGCCGCCUUCACCAAGGAAAAGCAACAACAAGAUGGCCACCCGCCACUGAUCCACCAACCCCAGCGCACCGCCAUCACCACGCAGCCGGCCCGCGACACGACGCUCAUCAUGCCCGUCUCCAACACGACGACCGCCACCUCCGUCAAGGUCGUCACGCUGCCCAGCUCCGGGCCGGUCAAGGGCUCCAUCUCCAUCUUCGCGCCGGACGGCGCGCUCAAGGGCGUCCUCAACGCGGCCGAGGUGACGGCGUUCCGCACGGCGCUGGCCACCAUGACGCUGCUGACGCGCUGGCAACGCCCGGGCAGCAGCAAGCGCGAGGUGCGCAACCUCGUCGUGUUCGGCGCGGGGAGGCAGGUCGAGUGGCACGUGCGGCUGGCGCUGAAGUUUGCAGGUGAAGGUGGCGGCGGCGUCAGGCGCGUGUCGAUUUUCAACCGCGGCGCGGCGCGGCUGCGCGAGCUGGAGGCGGGCGUGCUGGCGGAGCUGCGCGGGGCGUUUCCGGGCGUCGUGUUCGAGACGACGGCGCUGGAGACGGCGGGGGAAGAGGCGUACGGGUCCACGAUGCGGGGCAGGUUGGGUGAGGCGGACGCGGUGUUCGGCUGCACGCCGUCGACGGAGCCGUUGUUCAAGGCGAAGGAUCUGUUGGGGAGCGGUGAAAGGCCAAGGUUCAUGUCGCUGAUUGGGUCCUACAAGCCUGAGAUGCAGGAGAUCGAUACGGAGACGCUGCGGGCUGCGGCGAAGAUUUGGGUCGAUUCGAAGGAGGAGUGUUUGAUUGAGUCGGGCGAGCUGAUUAGGGCGGGGACGAAGGAGGAGGAGUUGACGGAGGUGGGCGAGCUGUUUCUGCAGGGUGACAAUUCGAGGGUGGAGGAGGAGGGGUUGACGCUGUUCAAAUGCGUGGGAUUCGGGCUGAUGGAUUUAAUUAUUGGGGACAAGCUGCUGGAGUUGGCGGGGCAAUUAGGAAAGGGGGUUACCGUGGACGGAUUCUGA
Lasiodiplodia theobromae is the source of this 1080-nucleotide messenger RNA. Its product is annotated as Proline utilization protein. The transcript has a single exon. Bases 1 to 1080 code for a protein of 359 amino acids. The record is from RefSeq and is a predicted model, not a curated record. Gene Ontology annotation, cellular component: cytoplasm. NCBI's taxonomy places the organism in Eukaryota, Fungi, Ascomycota, Dothideomycetes, Botryosphaeriales, Botryosphaeriaceae.